GUGCCGAAAAAGCAGGAAGCGCAAAUUUUAAGGGGCGGAAAAUUGGCUUUUUAAUAACUGUUUUUCUUUACAAUAUAUCGCGAAAAGUAACUGGUCUCAGUACAGCAGACAGUCGUCCCUCAUAUCCUUUAAUUUUUUCGCGAAGCGCAAUAACUUUCCAUGCAUCCCGCUCCGUUGCACUAAGUAAAUCUAAAUUAAGUGCACUGCGGCUUAUGUGGAGAUGGAGGAACGUGCCCGCAGCCGCCUGCUGCGCUCCAAAGCCACUCUGGAGCAGGACAUCAAAGCCUCCUACCUGAUGGACCACAUGAUCAGCGAUGGUGUUUUAACCAAUGAUGAGGAAGCAAAAGUGCUCAGCAAGGCCACUAGAAAAGAGCAGGCCGUGGCUCUGCUUGAGACACUGUUGAGGAAAGACAAUCGUGCCUACAUUUCCUUCUACAAUGCCCUGAUCAGAGAGAGUUAUGGAGAUCUGGCCAGUCUCCUUCACAGUGAUCUGCCUCUGCUCAGCCCUGAGGGAGAGAAGAGCUUCGCUGACGGAGUCUCUCCCAGUGUUCAGGCGGUUCUGAGUGUAGGAGGUGUUCCUCAGAGACCUGUGGUGUUUGUGAGUCGACCUCCACUGCUCAAUCUGAUCCGGGAGAUGCUGUACCAGCUGCGGGACACACCGGGCUGGGUGACUGUGUUUGGCAUGGCUGGCUCCGGGAAGUCUGUGAUGGCUGCCGAGGUUGUUCGAGAUCGUUCACUCAUUAAGGAGUGUUUUCCUGAUGGUGUUCACUGGCUGUCUCUGGGCCAGUGUGAGCGGGCAGACCUGUUGGUUAGGAUGCAGUCUCUGUGCUUUCGUUUGGAGCAGUGUCAAAGUUCAGACACCAGUCAGCGGCCGCCCAGCACUGUGGAGGAGGCCAAAGAGCGCCUGCGCUUCCUAAUGCUCCGCAGAUUCCCCAGGUCUCUGCUGAUUCUGGACGAUGUCUGGGACAGCUCGUCUCUCAGGUCUUUUGAUAUCCAAUGCCGAGUUCUUCUGACCACACGCAAUCGAGCUCUGACUGAUUCUGUCAGCGGUGUAAGGUAUGAAGUGCCUGUAGAGAACGGUCUGGAUGAGGAAAAAGCCUUAGAAAUUCUUGCUUUGUACGUCAAUGGGAAGAUGCACAAACUCCCAGAACAGGCCCGAAGCAUUGUGAGCGAAUGUAAAGGUUCUCCUCUGGUGGUUUCUCUGAUUGGAGCUCUGCUGAGGGAGUUUCCUGACCGCUGGAGCUACUACCUGCGACAGUUGCAGCAGAAGCAGUUCAAGCGCAUUCGCAAGUCCUCAUCCUACGACUAUGAAGCACUGGACCAGGCCAUGGACGCUAGUCUGCAGGUUCUGGAGGCCGAACACCAAGAGCUGUACAGAGACUUGAGCAUCAUGCAGAAAGACAUCAAAGUGCCUGCUAAGGUUCUGUCAGUUUUGUGGGGUCUUGAGCUGGAGGAGGUGGAGGAUGUCCUACAGGAGUUUGUCAAUAAAUCUCUGCUUUUUCGGGAUUGUAAUCAGCGACCGUAUCAAUAUUAUCUUCAUGAUCUGCAGUUGGAUUUUCUCGCUGAACAAAACCGUGAUCAGAUUGCUGAACUACAUAAAAAGAUGGUUCGACAGUAUCAGAGGUUCUACAGUAAAUGUCCACCUGACUCUGCAGAUAAAGACUCGUUGUACUGGUACCAGUUCAUCCCGUAUCACAUGGCUAAAGCAGGACUGUCGAAGGAGCUUUAUUCACUGAUGUUUUCCUUGGACUGGGUCAAAGAGAAGGCUCGGAUUAUGGGAUCUGCCCAUCUCAUCAAUGACUAUGUGGAAUAUGGGGAAAUGCUAGACAAAGAGAAUAGUGAAGUGCGAGUGCAGUUUCAGGAGUUCCUCUCUCUGAAUGGUCAUCAUCUGGAGCAGAGGCCGUUCCCUGAUGUGGUCCAGUUGGCUUUGUCUCAGCCCGAUCGCUCUGAGGUUUACAGACAGGCACUGAUGCAGGCGCAGAAACGGGCCAGCAGAGGGCAGAUCUACCUCAACUGGGUGAAUAAAAAUAUUGAGGAGGGUUUGUCUCGGCUAGUCAUGCACCCUCACCAGGGGUCUGUCUACUAUGCCUGCUUCUCAAAAGACGGGAGUAAAAUUGCCUCUUGUGGAGCCAGUAAGGCACUUCGGGUGUUUAAAUCAACCUCUGGAGAGAAGCUUCUGGAGCUUCAGGCUCACGAGGAAGAUGUUUUAUGCUGUGCCUUUUCCCCUGAUGAUCGACAUAUAGCAACAUGUGCCAGUGACAGGAAGGUGAAGUUGUGGAAUGUGGAGCGAGGUGUUCUUAUCAGAGAGUUUGAAGUUGAACACGAGGAGCAGAUCAACCACUGCCAGUUCACCAACAUGGGCCGACGAGUCCUGCUGGCCACCUGUUCAAACGACAAAUUCACCAACACCAAGUUGUGGAACCCUAACAAAAAGACGUCUCAGAACACGAUGUUUGGACACAUGGAGCCGGUCAAUCACUGCUGUUUCUCUCCUAAUGACCUUUACCUCGCCACUUCAUCCAGUGACGGCAGCUUGAAGCUGUUUGAAGUGUCAUCUGCGAACGAGUGGAAAUCAAUUGAUGUCGAUAGUUUUUUCCCUGAGAGUGACGAAGAAAUAAAAGCCAUGGUGAAAUGCAGCACUUGGUCGGCUGACGGCUCACGGAUCAUCUGCGCUGCCAGAAACACGGUGUUUGUGUUUGAUGUGGAGACGUCAGACCUGCUGCUGGAGAUGAAGACGAGUCGUCUGAGCACAAUUCAGUUCUGUCAUGCGUGUCCUAACACCAGUCUGCUGGCUGUCGCUCUCUCACAUUACACUGUAGAGCUCUGGAACUUUGAAAGCAGUAAGAAGAAAGCCGAAUGCAGUGGUCAUUUGAGCUGGGUUCACUGUGUGCAGUUUUCGCCCGACGGCUCGCUCUUGCUGUCCUCCUCUGAUGACCAGACUAUCAGGCUGUGGGAGACGGACCGGGUUCACACUUCCUCUGCUGUUGCUCUGAAGAGGGACACUGAUGUGCUCUUCUCUCACAGCGAUGUUACAAUCAUCGCACCCGAUAGCAGUAACCGAUUACAGGUGCUGAGUGGAUCUACAGGUGCUGUUGUGCUUGAGAGCGAGGAGCUGUCGUCCAGGAUCCGCUGUUCCUGUAUCAGCAGAAACGCUGCAUUUGUGGCUCUGGGAUCCGAGGACGGGACUGUACAGACAGGAAGGCUGAAAGUUGGACAGUUUCUGAAGACUGUUGGGUGGAGAGCCUUGCAGCUGCUGAACAUACAGCGUGAUUUUGUGGUGGCAUUAGGGCUAGAGACAGGUACAGUGCAGGUGUUGGAGGUUCCUUCAAAGGCAUCAGUGAAGCUCUCUGGCCACACGAAGACUGUUCACCACUGCCAGUUCACUGACGACUGUGAAAUCCUUGUAACUUCCUCCGAAGAUGCCACUGUUCGGGUGUGGAAGUGGAGGACCGGCGAUUGUAUGGUGCUGCAGGGUCAUAAGGAGCCGGUCAGGAAGUUUCACCUCUUGAGCUCUUUAUCUUCUCCUCAUCUGUUCUCAUGGUCGUUUGAUGGCACAGUUAAGGUCUGGGAUUUGACCAGAGGGCAGAUGCUGCAAGACCUUGCGUGUCACGAGGGUGCCGUCCUGUCAUGUGACGUGUCCUCUGAUGGACGCCUUUUUGCCACCACCUCAGCUAAUAGGACUGCUAAGGUGUGGAGCAGUGCCUCAUGGAAAAUGAUGUUUUUGUUAGAGGGGCACAAGGAUUGCGUUCGUAGCUGCCGUUUUUCUUGGGACAACAAGAGACUUGCAACAGGCGAUGACAAUGGAGAAAUCCGGCUGUGGAACAUGCUGGAUGGAGCUCUCCUGAAGAUCUGUUCUCGGGACACUAAAGACUCGAUGGACUCUUACCACGGUGGAUGGGUGACUGAUCUGCACUUCUCUCCUGAUAACAGAGUGCUCGUCUCUACUGGCGGAUACAUCAAGUGGUGGAGCGUGGAGAGCGGAGAGGUCCUGCAGACGUUCUACACUAUGGGAGGCAAUCUGAAGAAGAUCCACGCGUCUCCUGAUUUCAGCACCUUCGUCACCGUGGACGGCAUCGGCAUCCUUUAUAUUUUGAAGAGACUUGAGGGAGAGGAAACAUGAGCAAAGACUUGCUCGCUCUUAAACCCUUCGAGGCCGAGACGAGCAGCGCUAUGACUUGAAAUGAGGAAAGGCAACGAUCGUGUGGCUGAUGGCGGCGACGGUGUGGACGUGUGCUGAAAUGGGAGCGACGUUUUGUAAUGCGUUUGUUGAUUUAGUAAAUGAAAGAAAUGACACAAACAUUUAGAAAAAAUGUGUCUGAUUUUGAAUGUGGGUGAAAUGUUCAGUGCCAAUGUGUUGUAGUUUUUGCUUGAACAGAGCCCAUAGGAAAGACCUGUUUUGUGUGAUGAAUUUGCUGUGGGCCAAUCCUUUUGAAGAGAUGCCGUAAUGUGAAAGCAGACGCCUGUAAACGCCUGAUGCGAUUUUGGUGCUUUAAAGUAUGUUUGUGACGCUCGAUUCCGUGAGAGAGAGCACGUGUAAAUGUAUGUAGCGUGCAGGAGUGAAUUUGUUUGUGAAAUGUAAUGAGAAUGAUCAACACUGUGUUCACUGCACAAAUGUAAAUGUGAAAUGAUGAUGAUGUGGGGGGAAAAAGCUGUAUGUGAAGUGCAUGCAGGUACGCUGAUGGAUUUGUCAUUGCUGUAGCACCCGUGUGUGCGAAAUGUGAUGUUUGCUAAAUACAAGACAUGCUGCAUUUGAA
Messenger RNA from Danio aesculapii, 4754 nucleotides. It is a transcript of the gene apaf1, whose product is annotated as apoptotic peptidase activating factor 1. The transcript has 28 exons. Gene Ontology annotation, biological process: apoptotic signaling pathway; regulation of apoptotic process. NCBI's taxonomy places the organism in Eukaryota, Metazoa, Chordata, Actinopteri, Cypriniformes, Danionidae. Bases 221 to 4120 code for a protein of 1299 amino acids. Gene Ontology annotation, molecular function: ADP binding; protein binding. The record is from RefSeq and is a predicted model, not a curated record. Gene Ontology annotation, cellular component: apoptosome.